AUGCAGAAUUCCAAGACCAGGUGGGCCUUUUUGGGGAUUUUUUUAUCAUAAAAAUAUUAGCUUCUUUCCUCUUCAACUGGAACGUUUCCUGGAAUUCUAUGCCCUCAAAGGAAGCUGACGAGGCCAAUGCGUUCUGUUUGCUUCCUUUUCCUGUAUUUUUCUGGUGCAUGUGAGUCCUCACGAUUUCCUCUGGCCAUUUUGCGCGCGAUAGACUGGUGCGUUCUCCGGGCUUGGACCUACUGUCAACUGUAGAGUCACACGAGUUGGAAUUUUGUUUUGGUUUACUCGUAAAGGUGAGGAUUUUCGGAUUCAUCCAAACUUUUUCGGAUGUGGGAAUCUUCUGCUCCUCUGUCUCCAGCCUUCGUCUUCCCGCUUUUGUCAGUUUGCUAUCGAAUUGGUGGAGCCAGAAAUGGUUGUCUUCUCUUCCUUCUCCUUUCUCGUCUAGAGAUAUCUGCUUUUAGGAGGUUGAUCAGGAUAUCGUAAUGCUUCUACUGCUGGAGAUCCUCCUCCGAGCAUAUUCUUUUCUGAUAAUUUCUAGCAAACCAUUCGCAUAAAGUGGAUAUUCAAAUCUGCCGGUUUGGGUUUCAGCAAUUAUCGCCAGCUUUUAAGGGGUUAAGCAUUUUUAUUCAGAAAAAUGGACAUUUAAAAAAAAAAAUAGUGACUUAUCUAGCCGUAUAAAUUCUUCAUAUCCAUCUACCUCCUGGUUUCCAUGAACGAUUGUAGGAACUCUGCGUAGCCAUUGAGAAAACCAUGGUUUGGGGAACUAGCUUUUGAUAUGUGAGCUGGCCUUUGGAUAUUUUUAGGGUUUUUGUAUUACUUGUGUGAAGAAAUAAUGCAUCAUCUGGUUAGACGGUGAACCAUUAAUUUUUUUUUCCCUGCAAAUUAUGAUUGAUGUGGACAUGCACGAGUGUUGGGCUCCCCAUUUAGGGAUUGAUGAAUGGAAUUCAGCUCGACCGUACCAGCUUAUACACGCUGACCACCUUGAACGAGGCCUCUGGUUUUCAUUUCCUUCGUUUUUCUGGAGCAGGAGCGGGUCCUCUGACAUGCCUCAGAAGACCUCCCCUAUCACCCCGCGGUCUACACGUCAGGCCAAGGUUGCGGGGUCUGAGUCUGGCUCAGCUGCCUCCAUGAACUCUCUGGUGAGGACUCCGACCGAAGGAAGUCCCAAACUUGUUGAGAGGAGAUCACCGAGAAGCCCUGCAUCUGAGGUUCGUGACGCUAGAAAUUUUGAGAUUUUCGACGGUUGAACUCCUCAUGGGUCUCAAGAAGAGUUGACUUUUGAGCUGAAUUUAUCGUUUCGAAUUCUCUGUACAUAUUUUUUCAACUUUUUAUCGUUCAAAUGUCUUUGCAUUUGAUAAAUUUAGCUCAAAAGUUGACCUUUCUUCGAACCCAUGAGGAUUCAGGUUUUCCCUUUGAAGUAAUCAUCGUAUUUUUCGUUUCUCUUCCUAAGGUUCUUGUGAUGGAGCUUGACGAUUUCCCUCCCCUCUAAUAGCUCCAGAAGAAGAGAACCAGUAGGGUUUCGGAUUUAGAGUCCCAGCUGGUCCAGGCCCAGCUGGACCUGAAGAAGACCAAGGACCUGCUCAGCUCGGCGGAGUCAUGCAAGAGGCGCGCCCUCCAGGAAGCAGAGGAGGCCAAGAAGCAGUGCCUGGCCAUGGCUUCCAAGCUCGACGAGACCAAGCGGGAGAUGCUGGAGCUCUCUGUCUCUGAGGACGAGAGGAUCCAAGAACUCCGGAAGCUGUCUCAGGAGCGGGACCGAGCGUGGCAGUCCGAGCUUGAGGCCGUCCAGAGGCAGAGCUCGGUCGACUCGGCCGCACUCGCCUCCGCCAUGAACGAGAUCCAGAAGCUGAAGUUGCAGAUGGAGAUGGUGGUGAGUAACGAGUCGGCCCAGGUGAAGCAGGCCGAGUUGGCCCACUCGGAGCUGCACUCGUUGAAGGAGGACAUGGUGGAGACCGUCUCCCUCAUGGAGACGCUCAGGGCCGAGCAGGAAGACUGGGAGAGGAUGGAAGCGAAGUACAGAGGGACCAUAGAGACGCUCAGCGCCGAGUUGGAAGCGUUGCGGCGGUCUCGGGCCGACUCGGUGGUGGAGACGAGUUGCUUGGCUUCGGAGGUGGAGCGGUUGAAGUCUGCGCUGGAAGCGGCGGAGAUGAUGUUCUUGGAGGGGCAGGUCCAGAGCACGGCGGAGCUCUGGUCUUCCCGCGAGUUGGCGGAGCGAGUCAGGGCCGAUUCGGAGGAGAAGGAGACGGAGUUGACGGCGGCUUUAAGGGAGAAGGAGGCCGAGUUGAGAAGGGUCUCUGAGUUGAACGGGUCGGGAUCGGAGAUCGAAGCUCAGCUUCAGCGGAUUUCCAGAGAGAACGAUCUGCUGAGGGCGGAGAUGAGGAAGGAGGAGGAAGGAGGGAGAAGGGUUGCCCAGCCCGCGCAUCGGGAGAUGGAGGAUGAGCUGAGGAGGCUGAGGAUUCAAUCGGAGCAGUGGAGGAAGGCAGCGGAAGCGGCGGCGGCGAUUCUUUCCGCCGGCAGCCACGGGAAAAUGAUGGAACGCACCGGGUCCAUCGACUCGGGCUACCCCCAACUCGGCUCGAAGCUAAUGAGCUCGCCCUACGACGACGACGACGUGGACGAGGGAUCCCCCAAGAGGAAGAACACCACCGUCAUGAGGAAGCUCGGGGGUUUCUGGAAGAAGUCCCAGAAGUAG
Spirodela intermedia is the source of this 2689-nucleotide messenger RNA. The record is from the annotation of a GenBank genome assembly. Lineage: Eukaryota; Viridiplantae; Streptophyta; Magnoliopsida; Alismatales; Araceae.